AUGGAACCGCUCCCUCCAAGUUUACUAGAGGUCUCCCGGCUAAGCGAGGCAGGUCCACCUCCCUCCCUCUUAUCGCGCUACUCUGCUGCUUCCAGAGCCCAACACUCCUUCCUAAUUUCGCCUCAUCCCGUCGCCGCCCGUCUGGUGGUAGCCAUCUUUCCGCGGCCCCAAGGUCCGUCAGCCCGCGCGCUCACCGUUCUGGCGGCGAGGCCCGUGCGCUUGUCCCACAGGAAGUCCGUGAUGGCGGCGGCACUGCGGCCGGAGUCCCGGCACCCCCGCGGCGACGAAUUCUCUCUCCGGGUCUUCGGCAGCCACAAAGCGGUGGAAAUCGAGCAGGAGAGGGUGAAGUCCGCCGGGGCCUGGAUCAUCCACCCCUACAGCGACUUCCGGUUUUACUGGGACCUGAUCAUGCUGCUGCUGAUGGUGGGGAACCUCAUAGUAUUGCCUGUGGGCAUCACUUUCUUCAAGGAAGAGAACUCCCCACCCUGGAUCGUCUUCAAUGUCCUCUCUGACACUUUCUUCCUGCUGGAUCUGGUGCUCAACUUCCGAACUGGCAUCGUGGUGGAGGAAGGUGCUGAGAUCCUGCUGGCGCCAAGGGCCAUCCGUACCCGUUACCUACGCACCUGGUUCCUGGUUGACCUCAUCUCCUCCAUUCCUGUGGAUUACAUCUUCCUAGUGGUGGAGUUGGAGCCACGGCUAGAUGCGGAGGUCUACAAAACAGCACGGGCCCUGCGCAUAGUCAGAUUCACCAAGAUCCUUAGCCUGCUGAUCUUUCACAUGACCUAUGACCUGGCCAGUGCGGUGGUUCGGAUCUUCAACCUCAUUGGGAUGAUGUUGCUGCUGUGUCACUGGGAUGGCUGUCUGCAGUUCCUGGUCCCUAUGCUACAGGACUUCCCUUCCGACUGCUGGGUCUCCAUGAACCGCAUGGUGAACCACUCGUGGGGCCGCCAGUAUUCUCAUGCCUUGUUCAAGGCCAUGAGUCACAUGCUAUGCAUUGGCUAUGGGCAGCAGGCACCAGUAGGCAUGCCUGACGUCUGGCUCACCAUGCUCAGUAUGAUUGUGGGUGCCACGUGCUAUGCCAUGUUCAUCGGUCACGCCACUGCGCUCAUCCAGUCCCUGGACUCUUCCCGGCGACAGUACCAGGAAAAGUACAAGCAGGUGGAGCAGUACAUGUCCUUCCACAAGCUGCCGCCUGACACCCGGCAGCGAAUCCACGAGUACUACGAGCACCGCUACCAGGGCAAGAUGUUUGAUGAAGAGAGCAUCCUGGGGGAGCUGAGCGAGCCACUUCGGGAGGAGAUUAUUAACUUCACCUGCCGGGGCCUGGUGGCCCACAUGCCGCUGUUUGCUCAUGCUGACCCCAGCUUCGUCACCGCAGUACUCACCAAGCUCCGCUUUGAGGUCUUCCAGCCAGGGGACCUGGUGGUGCGUGAGGGCUCCGUGGGCAGGAAGAUGUACUUCAUCCAGCAUGGGCUGCUCAGUGUGCUGGCACGGGGCGCCCGGGACACUCGCCUCACUGAUGGAUCCUACUUUGGGGAGAUCUGCUUACUGACCCGAGGCCGGCGAACCGCCAGCGUAAGGGCCGACACCUAUUGCCGCCUCUACUCGCUCAGCGUGGACCACUUCAAUGCGGUGCUUGAGGAGUUCCCAAUGAUGCGCAGGGCUUUUGAGACUGUGGCCAUGGACCGGCUUCGCCGCAUUGGCAAAAAGAAUUCGAUAUUGCAGCGGAAACGCUCUGAACCGAGCCCAGGCAGCAGCGGUGGCGUCAUGGAGCAGCAUUUGGUACAACACGACAGAGACAUGGCUCGUGGUAUUAGGGGCCUGGCUCCUGGCACAGGAGCUCGGCUCAGCGGAAAGCCAGUGCUGUGGGAACCACUGGUGCAUGCGCCUCUUCAGGCAGCUGCUGUGACCUCCAACGUGGCCAUAGCCCUGACUCACCAGCGAGGUCCUCUGCCCCUCUCCCCUGACUCUCCGGUGGCCCUCCUUGCACGAUCUGCUAGACGUUCAGCAGGCUCCCCAGCCUCCCCACUGGUGCCUGUCCGAGCAGGUCCUCUGCUGGCCCGAGGACCCUGGGCAUCGACGUCUCGUCUACCUGCUCCUCCUGCCCGAACCCUUCAUGCCAGUCUAUCCCGGGCAGGGCGUUCCCAGGUGUCCCUGCUGGGCCCUCCCCCGGGAGGAGGUGGUAGGAGGCUAGGACCUCGGGGCCGCCCACUCUCUGCCUCUCAACCUUCUCUGCCUCAGCGAGCAACAGGUGAUGGCUCCCCUGGGCGCAAAGGCUCUGGAAGUGAACGCCUGCCCCCCUCUGCGCUCCUGGCCAAGCCUCCAGGGACAGUCCAGCCUCCCAGGCCAUCAGUGCCUGAGCCAGUUACCCCAAGAGGUCCCCAAAUUUCUGCCAACAUGUGAAAUCCUAGGUUACACUGGCCUUAGCUAUUGGCAUGCAAUAAUGUGUGCCUGAGGGUAAAAGCGCUUUGGGGAAGGCUGUCAGGAUCUAAAAUACUGCCCUUUACUACCAUGAAGCUGUUCUGUAUCCUCAGCUCAAGCAGCUGCAGCCUGUUAAUCCUAAUCAUAUACCCAUUUGUGAUAGGUACCCAGUGCCUACCAUGUUUAAGGCAUUGUGCUAGGUACAUGUGUCUCCACUGCCAAGUAGAAGUGACUCAAAGCCCUCUCACAAAGGUAUCCCCAGGCCACCCUCCUGCCAGGUGCAGGCAUGGGCCCACAACCCUGCCUUUACUAAACACAAAUUUACCUGCUGCCAUCAUCACUGCCAACUAGAUGGCUGUUUCCCUGUCAGUGACCCUGCAGGUUCUUCCCAGUGUCUUAUCUUCCUGUCCCCUUCAUCAAAGCUGGGUACUGUCAAUUAUCUAUUACAACCAACAAAUGUCUAGGGUCCUGAGUGUGAACAUCACCCUCUUACCACCACCUGUGCCCUCCUCGUGUCCACCGAGGAGAACACAUGUCUGCCCACUGUAGUGUGCCCUCCACAGCUCCUGUAUGGUAGCACUGCCUUUGUAACUAGACGCUGCUCUUCACUGUGCACCCUGCCUCAGUGGUACUGCCCUUAAAGCUAAGGGAUACUUGGCAUCUUCUUACUAACUAUGCCAGCCUAGCUCCCCCCUGGAGGGGGGCAAGGGGCUGAAUCCUCAUGUGACCUUUUAUCUUUCCCUCUUUGUCUUAUUUAUUCAGUCAUUUAUUAAUUUUAUUUAUUCAUUUGCUAAUUUGACUUAUUCAUUCUGUUACUCAUUCCUUUAUCUGUCCGCCCCACCUCCUGGAAGGGAGGCUGAGGGACAGGAGGACAUCUUUGUGGUCCUCACACAAUGCCAUCAGCAGCAAGACUCAAACUCUCCGUAUUGAGGUAGUGGAGAGGGGGUGACAGGUUGAUGGGAGGGCUGCACUUAUUUUUGGUCCCCUCAAUCGGGCUUGCUGUUGGUUCAGAAGAGGCAUGCCUGGGGUCUCCAAACCAGCAGCACGCCGGAUUCCUCAGGGACAAGAGCACCCUCUGCCCACCUUUCCCUACACUAUGGCGUUGAAGUGUGGGGGCGGGACCACACAUCUCCUUUUCUCCCUGGUUGGGGGAUUCUGGGAUUCCUACCUGUGGAAGUUGUUUUUAGAACUGCAUCUAUACAAUUAGGGUUAAAUUUUUUUCUUCUGAUCUGUGGGGGAGGGAAAUGUAGCUGUGGAAGAAUUUCUAGAUCAUCUGGUCCAGCAGAGCCGUGGACAUGAGAACUGUCAGAUUAGUGGUUUGUAAAUUCCAAGGUUGUAGUCAGUAAGAAAAUAAGGCUGCCUGAA
Cricetulus griseus (Chinese hamster) is the source of this 3786-nucleotide messenger RNA. The record is from RefSeq and is a predicted model, not a curated record. Lineage: Eukaryota; Metazoa; Chordata; Mammalia; Rodentia; Cricetidae.